UCACACGCUUUGACGUAUGACAGGCGGUGAGUGAAUGAAUGCAUUGAAUUUAUAUAUCGUAUCGGAGUGCAUCGUACUGAAAAAAUAGAGUACUUAUUGCAUUAAAAAUAACAUUACAAACCAUUGCACUUGCCAAAUUAUGUCUAUGAGCGUAACCUUAACAGCGCCAAUAGUCUAGAGUGCAUUAGUAUUGAAAUAUUACAAUACCUCUCAAAAUGGAUAUUAUAGAAAGAAUUUAUCGCAACAUUCGAGGACAGCUUUGCAACCUGCCGGCUACAGUGCCGAAAGCUGUAGAUUAUGUUAAUAAAUCAGUGCAAAAAGUGAAAAUACCACCAUUCACAAGGGACAAUGUGUUGUACUACUAUUUACCAAUGCAAGGUCUGGUCAGUUACACAACACUGUCAAUAUCUGUUAUGAAUCCUCAUUUAAUGGUCAGGUUAUUUCCACGGCGAGAUGUCACCGACCUCUUAUUCCUAUCAGCUGGUGGUGGAGCAGGUCUAUGGCUCUGGGCCCGUCCCCACAUGGCAGCGGCAGUGCCCGCUAGAAGAUUCUCCUGGGCAUUCCUCGGGGGCUGCCUCUGGCCGCUCGGCUCAAUAUUCUUGUGGGCUAUACUGAGGAGCUCAGUUGGACAGAGGCCGGUAAUCGGCACUUUUCUUGGAGUGACUACAGGAGCAAUGCUAACUAAUAUUGCGCUUGACUACUUCCACUAUGUGGAGCUAAUGUUCUGCGGGGAGGUGCACCUUCCUGAUGAAGUGUACAGCCCCAAUAGUGAUGAUGAGAAAUAUGACAUUGAUAUCUAAGAAGUGAAGUCAUCUGUGUCAAUGUAUAAAUGAUGUAAAUAUAUAAAUGUACGGGUUGAGCAGGUAAAUCAGAUAUCAAGAUGAUUGAAGCAAAGUAGCUAAAGAAAGGACGCUGAGCACGGAAUUUCAUACAUUGAGCCACCUGUUCUUAUCUUUAUCGCACGCGCAUAUUGCUAUCCCACUCGCACAAUAUCAUUGUCAUGGGCGAGACAACAAUAUAAUUAGGUACGCGCCUGUGAUAGAGAUAAAAAAACUUUCUUUAUUUUAGUUUAGAUGAGUAAUUAAUUAUUUUGACACCUGAUUUCACUUCAACUCUCCAUGUUUCUGUGCACUAAGUUAGAUUAAGAUUUUGCCAUAAGAAAAAUAUUUUUGGCAGUAUAUUAAAUGGUAACCCAUGUUUGGGUAUUUCCUAAGUGUUGCACAAUAAACUUGUAUUGUAUCAUCAAUGCAUUCAUUUUUCACUUCUAGUAAUAGAGUAGAGCUUUUUCACCAAUUAAGGCGUCUGCUAGCUGCUGGUGUGGUGACACAGAACGGGUUAGCGAAAAAUACUAUUUUUCGCUAAUCCGUUCUGCGGUGGAUUUUACCUACAACGCUAGCGGAUGCCCAUAUUUUUGGAGGUUUUGGAAUAAAUUAUGAAUGUGCUUGACAUUGUUUAAAGUUUCUGUAAAAAUGAAUUCAUAAUUUCAUAUUAUAAUUUUGGUUUGGCAUCAUAAGGAUUCUAGUCUUACCCGAAUACUUAAUAAUAAUAAUAAAAGACGUUUAUUCAAGAAGUUGUAACAUAGGUACAUAAUAAAAGUACACGAUAAUGCUUACAAACUAAUUGAAAGGGAAGGUGGCUCAACUGAUGUCUGUGCCAAAAAGGCUUCGGGGCACAGCAGCCCCAAAGGUUUUUAGCAACGGACGCUGUUAUUCUGCCACCGCCGUACUUGUCCUUGUUAUGUAUUUAAUUUUUCGUUAUAAUUGUAAGCCUUACCUAUAAGAAAUAUAGUAUCUAAACCCAUGGAUUUAUUUUUUGUAGCUGCUAUACAAAGUGAAGAUUUAUCAUGCUAGUCAGACCAAGCUAACUGCAUGGCAUUUGCAAUGACAAAGUGUGACAAUGUCAUUGUUAAAGUCUAAUUUCUAUGAAAAUAUACCGUUUAUAAUGACACAGACAGAACAAAGUGAGGAGUUCUGUUCAAGUUGGGGCAAAGUUAGCUUAGACGGACUUUAGCAUAUUAUUUUAAGAUUUUAGUCAAACAUGCUUCAAAUAAACUGUUAUGA
Cydia strobilella is the source of this 2060-nucleotide messenger RNA. RefSeq lists its product as uncharacterized. Lineage: Eukaryota; Metazoa; Arthropoda; Insecta; Lepidoptera; Tortricidae. The record is from RefSeq and is a predicted model, not a curated record. The coding region runs from base 216 to 800 and encodes 194 amino acids. The transcript is spliced from 2 exons.